GCAACGCAGUGAAUUCCAAAUUUUCUAUAGAUCUCGAGCGAAGCCAAAGCAGCGCCCCUCGAGUGGAAUGGCAAAGGGAAGGCGAGAGAUCCCUCCGAGCUGCAAGACCUAUGGCUUCCCCAUCUACUGCGCCGCCUGGGCUCCUCUCCCUCAUCUCUCCCCCUCCCCCACAGAAGGAGAGGAAGAAGAAGGAGAAGAAACACGAGAACAAGGAGAAGAACCCUGCCUGAUUGCUGUCUUGGGCGGUGGCGGAGGGGAGGGACACAGUGGUAUUCCCAAUGUUCUCCUCCUCUCCCGAUUUGAUGUUCCCGCUUUAUCUCUCUCUGAUCAGCCGGUGUCCAAGAUUGUUACUGAUGAUAACGUGCCUUAUCGGAUGGCCGUGCACCCCCGGGGCGAUGGCAUCAUCUGCGCCUUCCCAAAGGAUUGCAGGUGGUUUGUGUGGAAUUUUCCACAUAAAAAAGUUUAUAAACCGGCUCUGAAAUCAUCUGAGCAGAAGUUAACAAAGUUGGAAGGUGUGGGACUGCAGUUGGCAUUAGCAUUUAAUGCAGAGGGUUCUAUACUUGCAGCUGGUGGUGAGGAUGGGCAUUUGAGGGUUUUCAAGUGGCCAAGCAUGGAAAUAAUUCUAUAUGAGACUGAUGUUCAUGCAACUGUUAAGGAUUUGGCUUUCAGCUUUGAUGCAAAAUUUCUUGUAUCUUUGGGGAAUAGUGGUCCUUGCAGAGUAUGGGAUCUGACUUCUUCAAAAAUUGCAGCCAGUCUUUCACGGGAAGAUGGCGAAGUCUUUGGCUUUUGUAAGUUCAGUCGACAUGCUGACAAUACUCAACUCUUAUACAUUACUGCUAUGCAUGGUGACUAUGGAAAAAUAAUAAUUUGGAACACUGACUCUUGGAAGAGAAUUAGUACAAAAAAGAUAAUUCGUGAUGCAAUUUCGGCUUUCAAUGUUUCAACUGAUGGUAAACUCCUUGCAAUUGGAACAGUUGAAGGAGAUGUUUUAAUCCUCAACUCCUCUAAUAUGGGGGUGCAGAUGAGGGUCAGGAAAGCACACCUUGGUAUUGUUACUGCAGUAGUAUUCUCCCAGGAUUCAAGGUUUUUGAUAUCAGCAUCAUUUGAUUCGACUGCACGUGUGAUACCUGUUGAGAGCAAAACGAAAAAAGGCUUGAAUGUUUGGCUGAUCAUUUUUGUUAUUUUGGUGGCCAUGAUGGCCUAUUAUUAUAUAAACCGGAAGGAGGUUCUGAAAGGAUGGGGUAUUUGAUGAUGCCAAGUUAGCUUCAUGAGUUGGUUCCUCUUCACGUAUGGGUCUAUACUAAACUUAAGCCUGGCAAGCAACUGCAUCCAUAAUACACAUGAAUAUUUGUUUUGUUGAUCUAACUUCGCCAUAAAAAUUUUCGGAUUUUGUGCAUAUAUUUAUAGAGCUUGCUAGAUUUAUGUAAAUUUAUCAGUCUGUUUUGGUGGUACCUUUACUAUUCCAAAUUUAAUUAAGUUGCUGAGAUGAUUUACUUA
This is a messenger RNA of Dioscorea cayenensis subsp. rotundata (Guinea yam), 1497 nucleotides long. RefSeq names its product SEC12-like protein 2. The record is from RefSeq and is a predicted model, not a curated record. Gene Ontology annotation, biological process: protein secretion. The transcript is spliced from 10 exons. The coding region runs from base 68 to 1249 and encodes 393 amino acids. Gene Ontology annotation, cellular component: endoplasmic reticulum membrane. NCBI's taxonomy places the organism in Eukaryota, Viridiplantae, Streptophyta, Magnoliopsida, Dioscoreales, Dioscoreaceae. Gene Ontology annotation, molecular function: guanyl-nucleotide exchange factor activity; protein binding; GTPase activator activity.